This is a messenger RNA of Caenorhabditis remanei, 480 nucleotides long. RefSeq lists its product as uncharacterized. NCBI's taxonomy places the organism in Eukaryota, Metazoa, Nematoda, Chromadorea, Rhabditida, Rhabditidae. Bases 1 to 480 code for a protein of 159 amino acids. The record is from RefSeq and is a predicted model, not a curated record. The transcript has 3 exons.
AUGUGUUGUGGACCCUCCAUCGCUCCUUGUCAGGCUUCUUCUCCAAGAAGCAGCAGUGAAGAGAUCUCUACUCUUCUUUCAUCUAUAAUCCUGAAAUCUGUGAUACUCCAUCCAUCCACAAUUCAGGCCAGGGGGAAAGGAAUGUGGUUCAACGGAGGACCACCCGGACCGCCACAUCAUGGUCCGCCACCGCCAGGACACCCCUUACAUGGUCUCCCUCACCCAGCCUAUCCACCCGGUCAUCCUUUACAUCUACCGCCUGGAGUUCAAAUGAUGCCGAUGGGAGGACCACAUACAGUAAUGCCAGGGAUGCCAAUGGGAGCAAUGCCACCACUACCACCAAUGACACCAAUGGGACAAAUGCAGCAGAAUGGAGGGCCGUCUGGAUCACAUCAGAUGAUGGGGCCGUCAACUAGUGGGCCACCGCCUUCGCAGCCACGUGGAAGACCCGCACACCGAGACAACGAGAUAUUUGUCUAG